CCUUAUCAUUCUUUUAAUUUUGGAAUCGGGUUCUCAAUGAACCAUAACGGUUUUCAGACAUGGGUUCCCACAGCGCCAACCAUCAACGCCUGCUUCAUUACACCAAGCUCCUGACGUCCCAUGUAAACCAAGGCCGCCACGAGCAAGCUCUAAUACUGUUCCGCCACAUGAACGCCUCACCUGAGCUUUCGCUUGACCCUUUCGUCUUCCCACUUGCACUCAAGUCCUGCGCGGCCCUCAACUUCCCUCAUCUUGGCACAACCAUCCAUGCCCACACGACUAAGUCUUCUCUCCUCUCCAACCCAUUCGUCGCCUGCGCUCUUGUUGAUAUGUAUGGUAAAUGCGUCUCCGUAUCUUCUGCCCGCCGACUGUUCGACGAAAUUCCUCAACGAAAUGUUAUUGUGUGGAAUGCCAUGAUUUCUCUUUUCUCUCACUCCAAAGAUGUCUCAAAUGCACUCCACUUGUUUGAACUCAUGGAUGUUUCGCCAGAUGCAUCUUCUUUCAAUUCGAUCAUUGCCGCUUUGUCCGAAUCAGAUGAUGGGUCUUCUAAGGCACUCGCCUUCUAUAGACGAAUGCAAGAUUCACAUGUGAAACCAACUAUGUUUACCCUUCUGGCUCUGUUGCCUGCGUGUGUUGAUGUAGCGGCUUUGAACCUGAUUAAAGAAAUUCAUGGCUACUCUAUCAGGAAUGGCAUUGAUUCACAUGCUCAUCUAAGUAGUGGCCUCGUAGAAGCAUAUGGCCGAUGUGGGUGCCUUUUGUAUGCACACUACAUAUUCGAAAGAAUGACUACGAGAGAUGUUGUCGCAUGGAGUGCCAUGAUCUCAGCCUACGCAUUACACGGGAAGGCUGAAACUGCGCUUGCUAUCUUCAGACAAAUGGAAUUAGCAAGAGUAAGGCCUGAUGGGAUAACAUUUCUGGGAGUGUUUAAGGCUUGUAGUCAUGCUGGGCUGACCAACGAAGCCCUGGAAUACUUCGAGCGAAUGCGUACGGAUUAUGGUGUAGAAGUGAGCAGUGACCACUACUCCUGCUUAAUUGAUGUUCUUAGUCGGGCAGGGAGGUUAUAUGAGGCCUAUGAGGUCAUAAAGGAGAUGCCAGUGAAGGCAACUGCGAAAGCUUGGGGAGCUAUACUAGGGGCAUGCCGGACAUAUGGAGAAGUGGAACUUGCGAAGAUUGCCGGGAGAAAUUUGUUUGAGAUAGAGCCUGACAAUCCUGCCAAUUAUGUAUUGUUGGCUACCAUUUACUGUAGUGCAGGGAGAUUAGAUGAAGCAGAGAGUUUAAGGAAGGAGAUGAAGGAGAGAGGCGUGAAGAAGACACCUGGUAGUAGCUGGGUUGUGUCUCAUGACUGAUUCAUUAUCUUGUAAAUGGAAGACAAUAUGAUUUUUUGAAAGCAAAGGAAAUUCUUCUUAUGUCCACCAUUAAAGAAGUUCAGAGAUGCUUUAGAAAGAAAUAGCUUUCUCAGUAUCUUAUGAGAA
Macadamia integrifolia is the source of this 1472-nucleotide messenger RNA. Its product is annotated as putative pentatricopeptide repeat-containing protein At1g03510. The transcript has a single exon. The record is from RefSeq and is a predicted model, not a curated record. Bases 60 to 1346 code for a protein of 428 amino acids. Lineage: Eukaryota; Viridiplantae; Streptophyta; Magnoliopsida; Proteales; Proteaceae. Gene Ontology annotation, molecular function: RNA binding; protein binding. Gene Ontology annotation, biological process: RNA modification.